UAGCAUGUGCACGCCACUGUUACAUCGCUAUUAGAUGAUACUUGUAUACACACACUGUAGAAAGCUGAGAGGUAAAGCUGUGCGGACACGCGACCUCAUAUAUGUCGCCGUAUAGCAUGUACGCGCCACCAUACAUAAAUACCUAGCCUGUACACGUCACUGUUACACCGGCUUUAGAUUUACAUAAUUUCCACCAUUUCCACAGUACCACAUGAUGCUCCCACCUCCCGAUACCCACCAUAUACAGACCCCGACGUCACCUCAAUAACUGUGACAUAUGACCUCUACAACCUGUGACCUCACAGCUAUGGCCCAUGACCUCACAUCUACAACCUGUGACCUUGCAUUUAUGACCUAUGACCUCGCACCCGUGACCCAUUACCUCGUAUCUAUGACCUGUGACCUCGCAUCCAUGACCCAUGACCUCACCUCUAGAAUCUGUGACCUCACAGCUAUAAUCUCACAGCUACAUCAAACCUCACGACACCGUCGCCGCUUUGCCAUCCGCGCGCAGGUGUUGUCGGAAAACAACUUCGGGGGAGUGGACGCUCUCCUGCGGGGACUGGUCAGCAUGUUCGCCCAGUCUGCUGACCGAUUCGUCACUGACCGGCUGACGGACCAUCUGUUCGAGGACGUCAGCAAACCUCGCUCCGGUCUAGACCUCGUAUCGAUGAACAUCCAGCGUGGGCGAGACCACGGACUCAACGGCUACAACGCCUACAGGGAGUUUUGUGGUCUGAAAAAGGCGACGUCUUUCUCUGACCUUGAGGGAGAGAUAGACGACGAGAACACUCGAAACAAACUCGCCUCCGUCUACGACCACGUCGACGAUAUAGAUCUGUUCACGGGAGGAUUGAGCGAGCGGCCGCUGCCUGGCGCUCUCAUCGGGCCGACGUUCGGCUGCAUCAUCGGCGAACAGUUCCGUAGACUGCGGCAGUGCGACCGCUACUGGUACGAGACGUCCAACCUGAUCGCACGCUUCACGCUAG
Messenger RNA from Priapulus caudatus, 989 nucleotides. Its product is annotated as peroxidase skpo-1-like. Gene Ontology annotation, biological process: response to oxidative stress. The record is from RefSeq and is a predicted model, not a curated record. Gene Ontology annotation, molecular function: heme binding; peroxidase activity. Lineage: Eukaryota; Metazoa; Priapulida; Priapulimorpha; Priapulimorphida; Priapulidae.